AAUGCAUCAACAUCAACAAUCAUUAUUUAAUCAUAUAAAAAUAUCUGGCUUUUAAAAAAAAAUAUUUUUUAUAAAUUUAUUUUAUAACUUAUUUAUGAUUUGAAAAAUUUUAAACUUUAACGAGGGAUUUAUUUAAAUUUUACCAAAAAUGAGUGACGAUAAAGGAUGCCAGAUAUUUAAUUUAGAUCCCGAAAGUGAAUUACGUUUUGAGGUUAAACAAAAAAAUGAAAAAGUAAUACUAGAGCUCAAGAAUGGAUUAGCUGAAGUAUUCGGAGCAGAAUUAAUAAAGGGAAGAAAAUAUGAGUUUGGUUUUGGAUUUAAAAUUGGUGUGUUUACAUGGCAAGGGUGUACAAUUGAGUUGACUGGAAACACAAUUCCAGAAGUAGCGAAACAAACUCCAAUGGGUCUUUAUUUAAACUGUCAUGCCGCCAUGGAACGAAUGCGGGAAUCCGCUGAAAAAAAUAAUACUGCUGGACCAAUUAUCAUGAUUGCUGGACCAAUGGAUGUGGGUAAAUCAACUUUAACUAAAAUUUUAUUGAAUUACGCCGCAAGGAUGGGAAGAAAACCCAUUUAUGUUGACCUGGAUGUUGGUCAAGGACAGAUAACAAUUCCGGGUAUAAUCGGAGCGCUGUCAAUUGAUAAACCAUCGGAUAUCAUUGAUGGGUUCAACAGCCAGGGAUCUGUUGCUUUUCAUUUCGGUUAUAAAGGGCCUGGUUCCAAUAUUUUGUUGUACAAUCAUCUGGUUUCGAGGAUCGCUGAGGUCUGUUCCGACCGUAUGGAGACAAAUAAAAAAGACAAAGCAUCGGGAAUAAUUAUAAAUACUUGCGGAUGGAUACAUGGUACUGGUUAUAAAAUACUGACUCAUGUUGCUCAGGCAUUUGAAGUUGAUGCUAUUAUUGUUUUGGAUCAUGAAAAAUUAUAUAACGCGCUAGUUAAAGAUAUCCCAGACUUUGUUAAAGUCGUUUUACUGCCUAAAAGCCAUGGAGUUGUUAAUAGAGAUACUCCACAGAGAAUAACAUCAAGAAAUAUGCGGAUCAGUGAGUAUUAUUAUGGCACUAAAAAAUUAUUGACUCCUCACACCUUCGAUGUAAAGUGGAGUGACGUUAGGAUAUUUAACGUUGGUACUCCAGCCACUGGUGGUUCAACUGUACCAGUAACGUCUAAAAGUAAAGCCAUUAAAUUAAUUCCUGUGACACCUGGACCUAAUUUAAAGCACCACAUGCUGUCUAUUUCACUAGCUGAUCCUGCAAAAGACGAUAUCGUGCAAACGAAUAUAGCUGGUUUUGUUUGCAUAACAAAUGUGGACGUUGGAAGACGAACUUUUACACUUCUCAGUCCUUUACCAGGGCCGCUGCCAAAUAACGUUUUACUUCUUUCUGAUAUUACAUUUUCGGGGAAUAAGUAAUUAUAAUAAUAAAUUAACUUAACUAAAAUUGUAAAUAAUUAAUAUUUAUUUUUUAAAAUUAUUUUCGCACAUGCUAAUGUAAAUAUAUUUUUAAUGUAAUUGAUCAUUGAAUGCUGACGUAUGUUGAAUGAAAUAUUAGAUAUACAUUAUUAAUUAAUUUGUAAUUUAAUA
This is a messenger RNA of Microplitis demolitor, 1576 nucleotides long. It is a transcript of the gene cbc, whose product is annotated as protein CLP1 homolog. Gene Ontology annotation, biological process: tRNA splicing, via endonucleolytic cleavage and ligation. The record is from RefSeq and is a predicted model, not a curated record. Gene Ontology annotation, cellular component: nucleus; mRNA cleavage factor complex. The transcript has 3 exons. Gene Ontology annotation, molecular function: polynucleotide 5'-hydroxyl-kinase activity. Bases 149 to 1405 code for a protein of 418 amino acids. Lineage: Eukaryota; Metazoa; Arthropoda; Insecta; Hymenoptera; Braconidae.